Messenger RNA from Lachnellula hyalina, 762 nucleotides. RefSeq names its product Cell division control protein 42-like protein (gene cdc42). Gene Ontology annotation, biological process: small GTPase-mediated signal transduction. The record is from RefSeq and is a predicted model, not a curated record. The transcript is spliced from 2 exons. The annotation marks the transcript as partial. Lineage: Eukaryota; Fungi; Ascomycota; Leotiomycetes; Helotiales; Lachnaceae. Gene Ontology annotation, molecular function: GTPase activity; GTP binding.
GCGGUUAAGAGGGAUCAAUCAAUUACACAACCGCAGAAAUGGUUGUUGCAACUAUCAAGUACGAGCCCUUCCCCCACUAUCUAUCUGCAUCUGCCUAGACCUGUGCGCUCUUCUUCGCCGCGGCAUUCAAGAAUUGAGGGGUUCACAUCGCUAACAGUGCGCGCGAUUAGGUGUGUGGUCGUCGGCGAUGGUGCUGUUGGAAAGACAUGUCUGUUAAUUUCCUACACUACGAACAAGUUCCCCAGCGAAUAUGUUCCUACGGUGUUUGACAAUUACGCUGUUACUGUAAUGAUCGGCGAUGAACCAUACACCUUGGGACUAUUCGAUACCGCAGGACAAGAAGAUUACGAUCGUCUCCGACCCCUCUCCUACCCCCAGACCGAUGUCUUCCUCGUCUGCUUCUCCGUCACCUCCCCCGCCUCAUUCGAGAACGUACGAGAGAAGUGGUUCCCCGAAGUUCACCAUCACUGCCCCGGCGUCCCCUGCCUGAUCGUUGGCACCCAGACGGAUUUAAGAGAUGACCCCAGUGUUCGGGAUAAGCUGGGUAAGCAAAAGAUGACACCAGUCCGCAAGGAGGACGGCGAGAGAAUGGCCAAGGAAUUGGGUGCCGUGAAGUAUGUCGAAUGCAGUGCUUUGACACAGUACAAACUAAAGGAUGUCUUUGAUGAGGUGAGCUGCGCCCCUUCCCUACUUUUGGACCCCUACUUACAAGAUCUUCCCAAACAGGCAAUCGUUGCAGCUCUUGAACCUCCCCAGACAAAG